Molecule: messenger RNA, 4163 nt
Organism: Jaculus jaculus (lesser Egyptian jerboa)
Lineage: Eukaryota; Metazoa; Chordata; Mammalia; Rodentia; Dipodidae
Gene: Galnt13
Product: polypeptide N-acetylgalactosaminyltransferase 13
Exons: 13
Coding region: 235-1905 (556 amino acids)
Cellular component (GO): Golgi apparatus
Source: RefSeq, a predicted model, not a curated record
UCCGCAGCGGACUCCGGGCGCCCGCCGCCCUUCUCUCUCCGCGGGAGCAGCGGCCGCCCCAGCAGAUGCAUUUCAUAGGACUAUUUUGAGGAUGAAUGUUUUCAAAUCAUCUUGAAAUUGCCAAGUACCACAUACAUGGGAUACAUCCUGCUUUUAUCCUGGACUUCAUCUCUGUGGCUUGAAUCUGACACAGUAGCAUUUGUCUUCGACUUGCGUGUUAACUAAAAAUCCAGCAUGAGGAGAUUUGUCUACUGCAAGGUGGUUCUGGCCACUUCACUGAUGUGGGUACUUGUUGACGUCUUCUUACUGUUGUACUUCAGUGAGUGUAACAAGUGUGAUGACAAGAAGGAGAGGUCCCUGCUGCCUGCUUUGAGGGCUGUCAUUUCAAGAAACCAAGAAGGGCCAGGAGAAAUGGGAAAGGCUGUCCUGAUUCCCAAAGAUGACCAAGAGAAAAUGAAGGAGCUGUUUAAAAUCAAUCAGUUUAACCUCAUGGCCAGUGACUUGAUUGCCCUUAAUCGAAGUUUACCAGAUGUAAGAUUAGAAGGAUGCAAGACAAAAGUCUACCCUGAUGAACUUCCCAAUACAAGUGUAGUCAUUGUUUUUCACAAUGAAGCGUGGAGCACUCUCCUUAGAACUGUUUAUAGUGUUAUAAAUCGUUCCCCACACUACCUACUGUCCGAGGUCAUCUUGGUAGAUGAUGCCAGUGAAAGAGAUUUCCUCAAGUUGACAUUAGAGAAUUAUGUGAAAAAUUUAGAAGUUCCAGUAAAAAUUAUCAGGAUGGAAGAACGCUCUGGGCUAAUACGAGCCCGUCUGCGCGGAGCUGCUGCUUCCAAAGGGCAGGUCAUAACUUUUCUGGAUGCACACUGCGAGUGCACCCUGGGAUGGCUGGAGCCCUUGCUGGCGAGAAUAAAGGAAGACAGGAAAACGGUUGUAUGCCCCAUCAUUGAUGUAAUUAGUGAUGAUACCUUUGAAUAUAUGGCUGGUUCAGACAUGACUUAUGGGGGUUUUAACUGGAAACUGAACUUCCGAUGGUAUCCUGUUCCCCAAAGAGAAAUGGAUAGGAGGAAAGGAGACAGAACAUUGCCUGUCAGGACCCCUACUAUGGCUGGUGGCCUAUUUUCAAUUGACAGAAACUACUUUGAAGAGAUAGGAACUUACGAUGCAGGAAUGGAUAUCUGGGGUGGAGAGAAUCUUGAAAUGUCUUUUAGGAUUUGGCAGUGUGGAGGUUCUUUGGAGAUUGUGACUUGCUCCCAUGUUGGUCAUGUUUUCCGGAAGGCAACUCCAUACACUUUCCCUGGUGGCACUGGCCAUGUCAUUAACAAGAACAACAGGAGACUGGCUGAAGUUUGGAUGGAUGAGUUUAAAGAUUUCUUCUAUAUUAUUUCCCCAGGUGUCGUCAAAGUGGAUUAUGGAGAUGUGUCAGUGAGAAAAACACUAAGAGAAAACUUGAAGUGUAAGCCUUUUUCUUGGUACCUAGAAAACAUCUAUCCUGACUCACAGAUCCCAAGACGCUAUUACUCACUUGGUGAGGUGAGAAAUGUCGAAACCAAUCAAUGCUUAGACAACAUGGGCAGAAAAGAAAAUGAAAAAGUUGGUAUAUUCAACUGCCAUGGCAUGGGAGGAAAUCAAGUGUUUUCUUAUACUGCCGACAAAGAAAUCCGAACUGAUGACUUGUGCUUGGAUGUGUCCAGACUCAAUGGACCCGUAAUCAUGUUAAAAUGCCACCACAUGAGAGGAAAUCAGCUAUGGGAAUAUGAUGCUGAGAAACUCACCUUGAGACAUGUUAACAGUAACCAGUGUCUAGAUGAACCUUCUGAAGAAGACAAAAUGGUGCCUACCAUGCAGGACUGUAGUGGAAGCAGGUCCCAACAAUGGCUGCUGAGGAACAUGACCUUGGGGGCAUGAAGACCAUUUCCCCUGAGCCAUCAAAGUGUCUUCACCUUCAUUUUUCCAUUCUUUCAGUUAGGGGAAAUAUUAACUUUGCUGAAUUCAAAGUUAAAAAAAUUACUUUUAGUAUUCUAAAACAGUUGUUUAUAAUUCAUUUUUAGGAAUGUUUAUUUCCCUCCUAAAAUUUGUAUCUGACUCAAGAAGCACAUAAACGACAGCAGCAAAUUGUUAUUAAACAUUCAAACAACUUGGAAAAAAAUCCUUGUGUUUGCUUUACAUGAAAUAUCUUUCUCUCAUGCUACAGCCUUGCUUGGAGUUGUUUAUUUUGUAUUGUUGGUGAUUGAAAGAGGGAUAAUGUAAAUGCCUUAUGAAAUAUCUUACAUGUUAUCAACUCAUUCUUUAUAAAUGCACUCUUUAUAUAGGAACUUUGUGGAUCAAUGUCAACUUUCUAUGUCAACAAUGAGACCACAUACAAAUUAUUAGUGCUGAAGCAUCACACAAACUAUUGGAUACCAAAUUUUAUAACAGGAAAAAAUAAGUGAGAGACUUGAUUCAUAGAUUAUGAAAAUAUCACAUUAAAAUAUGUGCAUAUGUAAUUUAAAAAAUUCAAUAUAAAUCAUAAAGUUAAGUUCAAAUGAAAUAAGGUAUUCAGGAGAACAAGAUAAAGGUAAAUGCCCACCACCAUGGUGAGAGCUAUUUUGCAUGGGAUGCAGUUAUUUUUCACAGGAGCUUGAGUCGUCUUGCUGAGGGCUGACGUCAGACUUCAGUUCUAAGUACUGUCUUUGUCUGGGUAAAUUCUGCUCUUCCUUUUCUCUUCACAGUGAGGACACAGUUUCUUUCUAAUGCUGUGCAGAAUUGUAAGUGAAGGGUAACAUUCUAGGCCUAAUUUUUUUAUUCUUUCUGAUUUAGAGAUACUACUUGUCAAUGUUAUAAUUUAUAUUUUGUAUUUUAUAAAAAGUAUACUACUAUCUGAUUUUCAAUGCUCUUCUAUAAAAUCUAACAUUUUCAUCACCAGGAGGCUGAACUCAAGACAAUUCAUUAAAUUCUUAUUUUAACUAAAUUUUUAGAUAUGUUUUCCAUCAGCUAUGGCCCAAACAAACUUCAUAUAUUAUUUCUACCUUCAGACCCCUUGUUAAAAGUACAUGAGAAGAGGGAAUGAAAAGGAAGAAAAAUCUAACAGGGACAUAUUUACUGAUAAACUUCUUUAUGUAUUUGACACCAUUUCAAAUGUCCAUAAAAUUGUUCUUAAUAUAUGUUUUGUUUUCUUAGCAGCUAAGAGAAAUUUCUGGGUAAGAAGGGAAUGAAGAGAUGUAGGAGCAGAUUCAUUUUUUUACAUUUGUCAUUAUUUUAAAGGCUCUUAUAGAAAGUAUUAAUCAUUUUCACUUCACUUUUCAAAACACUAUCUUUGUCUUGCUGUGUUUUCUUUCUCUUACUCACUUACAAACAUACUACUUAAUAAUAAAAUGGUAAACUCUUUUAAAAAAAAGUAAAAUAUUAAGCUAUUCUCCCAGUAGACAUUCCUUACCCUUUUAACUGUAUAUUGCUAUAGUUCUAGAGAAUUCUACAAUCUGAAUUUUUUCAAGUUUGUUGCUUAAAGUGUCAACCUUCAGUAUAUCAAAUUCUCUGGGAAUACCUAUAUUUCUAAAAUAGUAGACAAAAGUUAAAACAGCAAGUCAUUUUUUUUCUGAGUAUAAACAGUAAUUUACAGCAAACAUAUAGGAAUCCAUGCCCUCGAGAGGCAGUGAACAACAACUUUAAAUUAAAUAUGGCCUUCAAGUCAACCAAAGCCUGAGGAUGAUCUGUUUCCAUGUUCACUGUUUUAUACUCCCAUGUUCUUCUUGUGCCAAGCAAAACUGUGUGACAUGUCCCUGCACACCACUUACCUUAAACAUAAAAAGCAUUAAUGCUCAAGGAUUUAUUUAUAUAGUAUGAGUAUGCCCAUUUAUUUUAAAUUCAUCAGUCUAAAAGCAUAUUACUUAGAAAGUUGUCAAUGCAAUUUAAAAUACAUACAUAGCUAUUUCAGAAAAAAUAUAUUUAAAGUAUUUCAGCAGCAUUUUAUGUAAUUCCAAGUUUAUUAUGAAAUACUUAAAAGUACAGGAAAACCUAAAACUACAUGAAUUUCAUGCUGGAGAAGAAUUUCAGAGACUUUUCAUGAGUUUGGAUAGGAGACAUAGUAUCUAAAAGGAAAAUAAUGUGACAUAAAAUACCCCAAACUGAAAAACAUUUUAAAAAAUGUUUUCAGCACAGACAAUUAAAACCAUUAUUAGCCAUUAAAU